Molecule: messenger RNA, 327 nt
Organism: Monoraphidium neglectum
Lineage: Eukaryota; Viridiplantae; Chlorophyta; Chlorophyceae; Sphaeropleales; Selenastraceae
Product: Kinesin-like protein KIF18B
Exons: 3
Biological process (GO): microtubule-based movement
Molecular function (GO): ATP binding; microtubule binding; microtubule motor activity
Source: RefSeq, a predicted model, not a curated record
AUGGGGUCGCAGGUGUUUGCGUACGGCGUCACGGGGAGCGGCAAGACCCACACCAUGAUGGGGGACAGCGCCGGCGACGAAGGGCUGGUGCAGCGGACGGUCAAGGCGCUGUUCGAGGAGACCAGGAGGCGCACCGACAGGGUGUGGACCGUGAAGCUCUCCAUGAUGCAGGUGUACAACGAGAACCUCCAGGACCUCAUUGGCAGCAGGGCCAGUGACGGCGGCCUGGUGAUCUUGGACGACAAAAUCCCGGGGCUGGCAGAGGCGGAGAUGACUAACGCCGACGAGACCAUCAUGAUGAUCUACAAGGGCAACGACAAGCGCAAG